This is a messenger RNA of Acaromyces ingoldii, 597 nucleotides long. RefSeq lists its product as hypothetical. The record is from RefSeq and is a predicted model, not a curated record. The transcript is spliced from 2 exons. Lineage: Eukaryota; Fungi; Basidiomycota; Exobasidiomycetes; Exobasidiales; Cryptobasidiaceae. The coding region runs from base 1 to 483 and encodes 160 amino acids.
AUGAAACUCUUUCUCCUCUCCCUCUGGUCGCUCUUUGCUUCCGUUGUCGUCAGCGUCCCUGCAGCUUCGGAAUCUUCGAAAGACUGCCACAUCACUGCGUCCAAGGCCUAUGUUCACGCCAUUCUCACAAAAACACAGGAGUCAGCCGAUGCCGUGCCGCUUCAUGACGACGUCGUUCGGAUCGAGGGCCCACCUGGAUUUCUCGUCCCUUCCGCAACAAACGCGCAGCAACUUCGUUUAAGCUUUUUGACGGGUCCAUCUGCUCUUUUCGUAACCGGUACCGAUCCAGCAAAGCCUGAACUAGCCUACAAGGUUGUCAACUCAACGACUGUGCGAGCAGACUAUUACAUCCUGGCCGGCUUGGAUGCCAAGAUCGCCACGGUCAAUGUCCUUCCCACCCGCAUUGAAGAGUACUUUGGCUUCGACAACGAGCAGGAUUGCGACCUUCGGCACAUUGCUGGCAUCUUUUACAUAGGUCAAUGAACGUGCUUCACCCUCACUCUGUCUCAGAGACUGGCCGAGGGCAAUGGAUGUUGUGCGGAACCCCUCCUUUUCACUCUGUAGCAGGGACACUACCUAUGUAAUUCUUCGCACGAG